Messenger RNA from Lathyrus sativus (Indian pea), 1053 nucleotides. NCBI's taxonomy places the organism in Eukaryota, Viridiplantae, Streptophyta, Magnoliopsida, Fabales, Fabaceae. The record is from the annotation of a GenBank genome assembly.
AUGUUCGAACCGCAACACUUUCAACCUCUCAGUCACCAUAAUCAGCUUACGGUGAAGAUGAAUAAUACAGUGAAAAGAAGAGAAAUGAAAAACCCUAAAGAAGAAGAGAAACUCCAAGUUAUGGACUUGAGUGGCAUGUCCUUGGACUCUCUUCCAAAAUCUUCACUUCAUUUAGCCAUCAUUUCUAAACUUGACCUAUCUAAUAACAAUCUAAAGAAUAUUCCAGAGUCAUUAACGGCGAGAUUACUGAACUUAGAGAUGUUAGAUGUGCACUCCAACCAACUCAGGUCUCUCCCAAAUUCCAUUGGUUGUCUUUCCAAGCUCCAAAUUUUGAAUGUCUCUGGAAAUUUCAUUGAAUCUCUUCCUGCAACCAUUGACAAUUGCAGAGCCUUAGAAGAACUGAAUGUUAACUUCAACAUGCUGAGCAAGCUUCCAGACACAAUAGGCUUUGAGCUCAUAAGACUCAAGAAGCUUUCAGUCAACUCCAACAAGCUCGUGUUUCUUCCUAGCUCCACCUCUCACCUUACGGCUCUGAAGGUUCUCGACGCGCGUUUGAACUGCCUCAGGAGCCUCCCCGACAAUCUCGAGAACCUCAUCAAUCUUGAAAUCCUAAAUGUGAGUCAGAACUUCCAAUACUUGGAGUCUUUGCCCUACUCCAUAGGGCUCCUCUUGUCUUUGGUUGAGUUGGACAUUAGCUAUAAUAGUAUCAAAACAUUGCCGGACUCCAUUGGGUGCCUCCAGAAGCUUCAAAAGUUAAGUGUUGAGGGAAACCCGCUCAGCUCACCUCCACCGGAGGUGGUGGAGCAGGGAUUACAUGUGGUGAAGGAGUAUAUGCGUCACAAAAUGAACUCGAGAGAUAAUGUCUCAACGAAGAAGAGAUGGUGGAUGGUGAAAUGUGGAACCUUCAGUGGACACAACAGAAAUAGAAAACAAACAGAACACAAAGGUUUUAGCAUGCUUCAAUAUCAACCAAUGAAUGGUCUUGCAACACCAGGCUUCAUGGGAAAGUUGUCACCUCUUCGCCUAUUCUCACCCCGCCGUUCCUUCAAUUGA